CCACGAAAGGCGAAAGCUUCUCUUAUCCGAAAACUCACCGCACUCGUCAUUUCCCUUCCUUUCAAUCACAGAAUUGGUCCCUGGAACGAAAACCUUCGCUCUGAAAAUGUUGCCCGCUGCAAUUCAAUCCGGCGCCAAUGGCGCUUCCCCCUUCUCCUGUUCCCUCCUCCACCAGACUCCCACAACCACCACAUUCAAAUCCACGGCUCUCGCCUUCUCGAAACCUUGUCCAAAACGACAGUUGUCCUCCGCUCUCGAUCGAAAGCGCUUCUCCGCAUUCGCUUCGCCGGAAACGGUGGCAGCUCCGCCAUCGGAGGACGAGAAGGAAGUUGAAAUUCCGCAAUCGUUUGACAAAAUAAAUGAGGUGGUGGUGAACCAAAUGACGAAGCCUCGGCUGGUGCUUAAGUUCAUAUGGAUGGAGAAGAACAUUGGGUUGGGGCUGGAUCAAGUAAUUCCUGGACAUGGCACGGUGCCCUUGAGCCCUUACUUCUUCUGGCCUAGAAAAGAUGCUUGGGAAGAGCUCAAGACUACUCUGGAAAGCAAGCCCUGGAUUUCCCAGAAGAAGAUGAUUAUACUUCUCAAUCAGGCUACUGAUAUCAUCAACUUGUGGCAACAGAGUGGCGGCAAUCUCACUGCUUGAUAUUCCAGACCUCCUGCGCCUGGUUAGUAGCCAAAGAUCAGUACUUUAUCCUGUGAGAGGUUGUCUGUAGAUUGUAAUAGAGAUUGGUUUGUUAAUGCUGUGGUGGCCUGUUUGUUCUUUGCACUGUGUUUGGGUCUGAAAGGUUGCAUGUAACUGAGGCAAUCUUCUGAUGGCUGAAUCGCGAUGGUUUUGGUAAUAUGAAGUGUUCAGACAGGAUACAUUCAUUGUUGAAAGAAACUCAGCUUGUCAACAGUUUACAAACAAGAGUGUAGGAUUGAUUUGUAUGGUAUUCAACCACAUUCAAGCUAUAGUCAAUGAAGUAGUUGCUGCAAA
Molecule: messenger RNA, 973 nt
Organism: Linum trigynum
Lineage: Eukaryota; Viridiplantae; Streptophyta; Magnoliopsida; Malpighiales; Linaceae
Source: the annotation of a GenBank genome assembly